Serpula lacrymans var. lacrymans S7.9 is the source of this 987-nucleotide messenger RNA. RefSeq lists its product as uncharacterized. The transcript has a single exon. The annotation marks the transcript as partial. The record is from RefSeq and is a predicted model, not a curated record. Lineage: Eukaryota; Fungi; Basidiomycota; Agaricomycetes; Boletales; Serpulaceae.
GAUUAACUCGACAAAUCACCCUCAUCGUCAUGUCCCCAACAAUGACUGCAGCCAAAACAGCAGAGUUCGCGAGACUCUUCGAUCUCUUCGAUCGCCUUGCUACCAGGCGCUCGCGAUCAGCCAUAGGCGACAGCACAAAUGCCAUGGAAGAAGACAUUUCAGGAAUACCUGAUGACUUCGCGCCUGUGAUGAGGAACUUCACUGCCCUCCUCGCAACACGCGCUCUACGCGACCAAGGACGGCGCCGUAAGCUCGAAGACGGUGAGAAGAGAAAACCAUUCGUCAGGCCGCGCAGAAACACGCUAGCCGCUACGCCGUCGACGGUGGCAGACGCGUCUAUUACGGAGGUGGAGGAAGAUGAAUUGGAAGACGAUGAUGAUAUGACGAUACCAGCGUUCCCUCUGGGUCAGCGUUACCCAUUUACGUUUAAAUUGAUGUUGCAUAAGUUAUACGGCUUGGAAGAGUGGGCAGAAAAGGUGAAAGGCGUCGUAGAGGCCUCUAAGGCUCAGUUCCUGUCAUUAGCAGAGAGGACUGAGAAGGUGGGAAGCCAGAAGGAAGGGGACAACACCAUUCGCCAAAACGCAAGACGCGUCACCCGUGCACGUAGCCAUUCAGUGCUCACUUCCAAGACCAAAAACUCACCUCUAGCUGUCGAACGGAUGCAAUCACAAAAACAAAAAGAUAGCCAAGGAAGUUUUCGAGUGCUCAAGAAGAGGUGUGUAGGGAGAAGAAAAUCAGUCAAUGGUCCGAUGAUUGGGGGAGGAUGGGUGUAUGAUGCGGCGAUCGCGUCUGUUGAACUGAAUAGACCUCGACUGGGCAGCGAAAUUCCGACUGCGCCGAUGACGAAUGUCAGUAACAUUCAUGAAACGCGUUCGCGCCAUCAAUCUCUGGCAGCCUUGGAAGGAAUUAGUGCCCGAGAUGCGGCGAGAAAGAGGGUCAACUUUGUGAUUCCGGACUCGGACUUGGGUGGACUGGGAGAUAAAGAUG